Knipowitschia caucasica is the source of this 651-nucleotide messenger RNA. Lineage: Eukaryota; Metazoa; Chordata; Actinopteri; Gobiiformes; Gobiidae. The record is from the annotation of a GenBank genome assembly.
AUGGGGGCACAGGCUUCGAAAGGUGCAGCAAAAGAUGAAGCUGCCUCUGCGGUAGUGGAGAAGCCCGGGGAGGCAGCCGUGGUCGCAGCCAAAGCCAAUGGACAGGAGAACGGACACGCCAAAACCAACGGAGACGCCUCCCCCACCGCCGAGGCCAAGGACGUGCAGGCCAAUGGCAGCACCCCCACUGAGGAGGCCCCCAAGGAGAACGGGGAGAAGGCCGACGGUGCGGAAGGGGAUGAGGUCACCAAGGAGCCAGCCGCCGCCAACGGGGACGGGGCCAAGCCGGAGGAAGGGGCCGCGAGCACCAGCGACGACAAGCAGAAGAAGAAACGCUUCUCCUUCAAGAAACCCUCCUUCAAGCUGAGCGGCUUCUCCUUCAAGAAAACCAAGAAGGAGUCCGAGUCUGAGGAAACCGCAGAGGAGGGCGCCACCGCUGCCACCGCCGAGGGGGAGAAGCCCGCCGAGGAGGCCCCAGCAGAGGAGAGCAAACCUGCCGAAGAGCCCGCCGCAGAGCCCCAGGCCGAGGAACCCAAAGCAGAGGAGGCGAAGGCCGAGGAGCCAGCACCCGCCGAGAAGACCCCCGAGCCCACCCCAGCCGAGACGGAGACGGCAGCCAGCCCAGAGACCCCGGCCACGGCCACCGAGUAA